Microbotryum saponariae is the source of this 2755-nucleotide messenger RNA. The record is from the annotation of a GenBank genome assembly. NCBI's taxonomy places the organism in Eukaryota, Fungi, Basidiomycota, Microbotryomycetes, Microbotryales, Microbotryaceae.
AUGGCCAACUACCACCAAAACUCGCACUCCCCACCUCACACUUCCCAGGAUCCCUACGCCUCGUCAUCGUACUCGGGCCGAGCUGCGGCGCCACCGUCUCGCGAGCGGUCGCAGUACCAUGCGCAGUACUCGUCACCUCAUGUACACCCGAGUGAUCUGUAUGCUCGACCUCGGCCACCUUCAGAAGUAGAGUUCCAUUUCGGAGACGAUGACACUAUCGUCAGUUACCAACUUGAAGGAUCCCAGCCGCUUUCGGGCGUGGUCCGUGCUAACCAGUCCCUGUUCUGGAGAUGGGCAGGUCCCCGGCGACUCGGUCUCUCAACUCGGUCGCAGAGUGACUCAGAACGAGAACAAGCGCGUUGCAGGUCCCAGACCGAUGGAGCUCGAGACCAUACACGCCUCACCGGACGUUGAAGAAUAUUCACCCAACGAAGCCACCGGACCGAGGAUGCCCUUACCUGGCGCCCCGUCGAGUGUUCAUUCACCCCGCCAUUACGAGUCGUCACAAAUGCCGUUCUCAUCUCGACAACCUUAUCGGGGGCGGCCACCUCUUGGACAGGAUCAUUCUCGCUCUUCGCCUGAGUCCUACGAUGACGACGCGAACAUGAUCCGCAAGAUUCCCAGCCCCUCUGGAAGAAGUUACCCCGAUGAAGAUCCUUACCCGCACCCAGACGAUCAGGAAACGCUAUAUGCACCAAGACGAGGGCAUGCAUCCGAUGAGACCCCCUUGACAGCACCGCUCGUCGACAGCUAUGUCGACGAGGCUUUACGCCCGCGACAAAUGAGGAGUGGUGAGCCAGGAGGUCGAGCACUACCCGCCGGAGCGGGGCACUCACAGUUGCCUCGAACAGGUGCAGAUGAUGAUGAUCGAUCGAUAUACCCGUCUUCGCGAAUAUCGAGGGGGAGGGAGAUACCCCUUUGGCCCGACUCGAAUACGCUUCCCCGCCCUACCCAUCCGAUGCAUUCGAACUCCGUCGACACCCAGCAAACGUACGCCAAGGAUUACUACUACGACGACUACAACUCAUCCAAAGACGCCACCUACCCACCCGAUUUCUACACUUCGAAAUCUCAGUGGGCCCACGACGAAGAACCCAACCCCGACGCGAUCGAACCGCUCGACGUCGUCGGGCGGCAAUCGGACUCGGUCGACCCUAGCCUACUACAAAAACCACCAGUGUGGAAGAGGAUGAUCUACGACGGCAAGACGCCGAUCGCGCUUCGGAUCGCCGAGCACAAGAAAGGUGACGGGAUACAGAAACGACCAUGGGCUUGUUGGCUCCUGGCGACGUCGUUUUGUGCCGUGUUGGCCUUCGAAAUGGCUCGCAUGUUUCAGGUGGGUCCGGCGUCGGCGAUGAAGGGUCUUCCGGGAUAUGAGCUUAUACCACGUUGUUGGUGCCCCACCAGUAUACUGGGAGUCCGAUUCAGACCAAGCCGAGCUUCAAUGUCAUGGUUGGUGAGUUUUGCACUUCAGUUGCGACCCUGUUUGCAAACCAAGGACUAAACAUCCGCAUCCGCAGGGCCUUCUGGUCCUGUGCUCAUCAACACAGGGGCCCGAUUCGCGGGAUGUCAGAAAUAUAUUGCGAAUGUGGGUUUCAUUCUCGGUCUUCGGAGCUGUAAGCGAGCGCACUUCUGACCCCGUUGCUCUCUCAGGUCACGGACAUUGACUGGAUUUGUCUUAAGGAUUCGAACAAGCCUGCUACGGCCACAUUCGAGACGAUGUGUAAGCAUUCAUCUUGCGUAUUAGUUGUGACCCUACAGCUCAUGUAUGUUUUCACUUCACGAACUUUUUAAUCGCAGGCACAAUGAGCCAGAUCUGCGGGUUUGACGGAUUCGCCACACCGCAGCAGGCGGACCAGGCCUUCCGCUUCGUCGUCCCCAUCUUCCUGCACGCGGGGAUCGUCCAUCUCGUCGUUAACCUCCUCGCUCAACUCUUCUCCUCUUCCAUCGUCGAAAGGCAGAUGGGUACCCCCAAGUUCUUGAUCGUCUACUUCCUCUCAGGCAUCUUCGGCUUCGUGCUAGGCUCGAACUUUUCGCUCGUUGGUCAGCCUUCGGUCGGCGCGAGCGGAGCCAUCUUUGGGACCCAUGCCGCCAUCUUGGUGGAUCUUCUCGCGCAUUGGGAUAUCGAGUUUCGUCCUUUGCGCAAGCUCGUGUGGCUCAUCGUUGAAUUGAUCGUCGGCCUCGCGCUUGGUCUCGUUCCCGGUGUCGACAACUUUGCCCACAUCGGUGGGUUUUGCAUGGGGUUGUUAACGUCGAUCCUCCUCUUGCCCAUCAUUCAUCAAACGAAGCGACAUCGAGGAAUUUUCAUUGCGUUGAGGAUCAUGGCCUUACCGCUGGCGAUCGUGCUGUUUGUGUUGCUCGUGAGGAACUUUUACGUCAAUGAUCCGGCCAAGAUGUGUCACUGGUGUCGAUACCUGUCUUGCUGGCCGACCGCGGCCAACAAUGUAAGUCUCCUACGACUCAGCGAGCUCCCUCUUGCUCUACAGUUUGCUGAACACUCUUCAACAUCUUCGUUUUAGAGAUGCCAAGGCACCGGCCUUUCAACCGUCACGACGACGACGACGACAACAACAACAACGACGACUUCCUUCAUGCUCUCGACGCUCAUUUCAGUCCUUCUUUUGUCCUUUGUCAUCCCUUUACUGUAGUCCAUCUUAUCCUUUCGUUGAUGGCCAUGUGAAUACCAACUUGCAAUCACUACCCUGCCGUGCAGUCGUCUCCCUCCUCCUGGCUUCACAGUGGCAAGCCAACUUGA